This is a messenger RNA of Botrytis sinoallii, 1733 nucleotides long. RefSeq lists its product as uncharacterized. Gene Ontology annotation, biological process: rRNA base methylation. Gene Ontology annotation, molecular function: rRNA (pseudouridine) methyltransferase activity; rRNA binding. The record is from RefSeq and is a predicted model, not a curated record. The transcript has 4 exons. Lineage: Eukaryota; Fungi; Ascomycota; Leotiomycetes; Helotiales; Sclerotiniaceae. The coding region runs from base 311 to 1093 and encodes 260 amino acids. Gene Ontology annotation, cellular component: small-subunit processome; nucleolus.
CACUCAUCCAUACGCACAUCCACCCACACACACACACAUUCAUCCCACUUUUGCAGUCAAAAUAUAAAUUUAUUUCUUAGGAUUUAUUCACGAACGAGCCAGCCACCCUUCUGUAUCACAACAACUGUACAAUAAAUUCGAUUCUCGACUUCUCUUCUUAAGAUUUUGUUGGCAUAUACAUUUAUUUCCUGUUACAAGAAGCAAUACAUACAUUGACAGCGUUCUUUCCAUCUACCCGUUGUGAAGGAUUCUCGACAUCAAACCAAUCGACUUUGAGACCACCAAAUCAAAAGCACCCAAUAUUCGUACAAUGUCUUCUCCAGAACCAAGAGUCGUAAAGCGACCAAGAACUCAAUCAGAACCCCCUCCAAGUCUUCCUCAAGUCAUCGCAGAACAGCAUGUUCCUAUACCUUCAACCGAUAAAGAUUCGCAAAGAUUGAUUGUCGUUCUCUCCAAUGCCAGUCUCGAAACUUAUAAACAAUCUUCGGGUGGUGGAAGACCUGGCGCCCGUCCCGCAGAGGAAAAAUACUCUCUUCUCAACAGUGAUGAGCACAUUGGUAUUAUGCGCAAGAUGAAUCGAGACAUCAGUGAUGCCCGACCUGAUAUUACACAUCAGUGUCUUCUCACCCUCCUCGACUCGCCGAUCAACAAAGCCGGCCGACUUCAAAUCUACAUUCAUACCGCCAAGGGAGUUCUCAUUGAGGUCAGCCCAACGGUCCGAAUUCCACGUACCUUUAAGCGUUUUGCCGGUCUGAUGGUUCAACUCUUACAUCGCCUCUCUAUCCGAUCUGUCAACUCUCAAGAAAAACUCCUCAAGGUUAUUACGAACCCGAUCACCGACCACCUACCUCCCAAUUGCCGAAAAGUCACAUUGAGUUUCGAAUCACAAUUGGUCCGUGUUCGGGAUUAUGUGGAGACAUUGGACCCGAAGGAGAGCAUUUGUGUAUUUGUUGGUGCCAUGGCAAAGGGAACAGAUAACUUUGCAGAUGAUCUAGUGGAUGAGAAGAUCUCCAUUAGUAAUUACAGUCUUUCUGCAAGUGUGGCAUGCAGCAAAUUCUGCCACGCUGCGGAGGAUGCAUGGGAUAUUAUUUAGACUAUUCCGCUGUUUUUCUCAUCCCACAAAAAGUACCGGCGAACACAUUCGACAGUAUACGAAUGGAGGAACGGAGCACAAAAGACCACAGGGUUGUGAAUGGUAUGAGAUGAUGGGCAUUGGAGGUUUGGUCGAUAUGAAAAGGUGAAAGCGGGACCAUUGAGCAGAUUCAACGAUAACAACAUCGUUCGAUAUGCUUGUGGUCGCCGGGCUUGGGUAUCUGUGUGCUCUGUCUCUGUUUUUACAACCAAAACAUAAGGCGUUCAACAUUAGAUCCAAGACGCUUUAGUCGUCUUCGUGGAAUACUUCAACUUGAUCCACAUCUCUUUUGUCUUUUCUAGUAUCAAUUUGCAUCCACUUUAGAGCUUAGUAGCUACUGCACGCCGGAUGACGAUAAGUAUUUCCCCUUUUCAGCAUACAUACCUUUGGCGUAUAAUUUUGCAUUCAGUUUCCUCCCUCGAGCUAGCUGAACUGCAAGCAGUCAAAUUAGCAUGGGAAAUUGGUUCAUGCUGCUAGGUGGCAGACACUACCGCGAGUCAUUCGGUGACAGCGGAUAGCUUCAUGUACAAAAAUACUAUACUGGUCAAUGAAAGGGAAAUUCUCCAAAAUUUGAACAAAUCACAAUGCGUGAAGUUAAUCC